AACUAUUAAAAAUAACGUAAUCAACCUGUAGAUGAUGGCAUUUAAAAAUAAUGAAAAUCAAAUGAUCCAUUCUGUACAUUUUUAUUAGUGCCGCGUGCUGUCGCCACACCAUAUUCAGCAUCACAGAAGGCUCGAUGUGCUCUUUGUAUUAACAAAAUCGGUCUUGUCCAAAUGCCUGGUGAACAUGGGUCACGUAUUGAAGAUGACGUACGAACAAGUUCCCUUUCAAACAAUCGUCCAUAUCUCACUGCUACAGUAUAUGAAGACGGAACCUAUCGAUUACAUGUCCAGCUCGAUUGCGGCGGACAAUUGAGUGGAGAUCCACUUGACAGUCCCUGUAGCCGUUCUCUAAGUGUGACUGGCUGGAUAGAUUUUAACGAUAAUGGAUUGGAUGAAUCAGAAAGUCGACUUCUGCAGCGCGCUUGGUUAAGCAAUGACGUACCUACAGGCAUAUACAAUUUGGACGUAAUUAUACCUAGAAUUGACGACCGAGCUACGAAAGCCGGACCCCAUCGCAUGAUCGUUACGGUAAUGCCAAGUGAAGAGUAUCAAAGAGAAUGUGGCAGUUUUCCAUAUAGAGAAACACGAGAAUACACUGUCGAUGUUAUUCCAAGAGUGCGAUAUACAGGUAAAUCAUUGUUUUUUGUUUGCUGAUUACAUAUGUUGUAUCGUGAUAGCACAUGUUUGACCAUUUGUAUUGAAAAAACUUCCUAAAUAUUUAUUGGGAAUGUUUUUUAAUUGUAGCUCCACCAACAACACCGUUUGUCUGUCCUCUAAGCAUCGCUAGAAUCAAUCUUGUUAUAAUGGCCGGUGAGAAAGGAACGGAAAUCCGUGAUGAUAAACCAACAACUUCAUUAGCAAGUAAUUAUUUAAAUCAACACCACAUGGCUGUUACACUUUUUGAGCACACUGUCUAUUUACUACGCAUCCAAUUGGAUUGUUCUUCGCAAUUGAGAACUGAUUUAACUCCAACAGGUUGUAAUCUCGCUCAAGAUGUCAAUGUUUGGAUUGAUAUCAAUGAUGAUGGAAGAUUCGAUGAUUCAGAAAUCGGCGCACCUUAUCGUUGGCCAGUAACCAGUUAUAUGGCCGAAGGUAUUUAUGAUAUACAAAUAUAUGUGCCAUUAAUCGGUAACAGAUAUAUGAAAAAUGGACCACAUAGAAUGCGUAUCUCUGUCGUACCCAGUGAGCAUUAUCGAGGUGUUUGCGGCUAUUAUGAUUACAACGAAUCACGAGAAUAUAUGGUGACCAUUGUUCCAAGAAUGAAAUAUUCUUCACUCGAUGCUACUCCAACUUCUGUGGUACCGCACAAUGUGCCAUGCUCUCCUGAUGUUGGCAAACUCAUUCUUGUUGUGAUGGCCGGUGAACAUCGAACACAAAUUCGAGAUGAUGAAUCAACUAGAGCUGCAUUGACCGGCAAGACUCCAAAUUAUCAACAUCUAGCUAUUGUACUAUAUGAAGAUACCGUCUAUCUUCUACGCAUCCAAUUAGAAUGCACUGGAACACAAGACAGAGAUUCAGUUGGAAACAACUGUAACCUGCCUCAUGAUGUAGCUGCAUGGAUCGAUUUAAAUGAUGACGGUAAAUUUAGCGAUACGGAAAAUGCAGCUCCUCAUCGCUGGCCACUCACUAGCUAUGUGCCACAAGGCAUAUAUGAUCUACAAAUAUAUGUUCCUGAUAUCGAUGGAGCGAGAACAAAAAGUGGACCCCAUCGAAUGCGUCUUGAUGUAACCUUAAAUGAACAGUAUCGUCAAAAAUGUGGCAAGAAUUAUUAUAGAGAAACACGAGAAUAUAAUGUUACUAUUGUUAAAAAGAAUAUGAAGCAAACAGUCGAUAUUGGAGGCCCGUAUUUGACAUUACCGAGCAAUGUAUGUACUAAAACUCAUGGCAAAAUUGUACUUGUUAUAAUGGCUGGUGAAAAAGGAUCUCAUAUUCGAGAUGAUACACCAAUAAAUACUGUCAUCAGACCGGAACAAAAUCGACACCAUAUGGCUGUUACAUUAUUUGAAAAUACCAUCUAUCGAAUACGUAUUCAAUUAGACUGCGACCGUCGCUCUAGUAGAGCUCCAUUUAAGAUCCAAUGCAACCUUGCUUAUGAUGUAAAUGUUUAUAUUGAUCUAAAUAACGACGGCAGAUUUGACGAAUCAGAAAGUCGCACCCCAAAUCGAUGGCCACUGCGUAGUACAAUGACAGUAGGAAUUUAUGAUUUGGAAAUUCCUGUACCCAGUAUCGAUCGAGUAACUACGAAAGAUGGAUCACAUAUCAUGCGCGUUGUUGUGAAAGCAAGUGAUGAGUAUGUUCGAUUAUGUGGCAGAUCUGAUUACAGUGAAACACGAGAGUACACCGUCAACAUCAUUCCAAAGGAAACAUAUGGUGGUCCUCAUAUAUAUGUUGCCGCUGAUACAUAUGUUGCUCCUGAUACAUAUGUUGCCCCUGAUACAUAUGUUGCUCCUGAUACAUAUCGUGUAGAUAAUAGAGGCUACGUAGGUACACAUUGCUCUUCUGGUAAUUUAAUAUGUUCAGUAGGCAAUAGUGCUAUUUUUUCGGUAAGUAUAUCGGGUGAGGACAAUACAGAGAUCCGGGAUGAUACAAAAACAUGUAGCUCAACAAAUAAUUAUGUUGAUCGAAGCAAUCUAGCUGUGACAUUAUUUGAUAAUACGGCUUAUACUCUUCACAUCGAAUUAUCUUGUGUCGAACAAUCAGGCUAUGGUAACACUUAUAGUCAAGAUCCAUCUGUAUUCGGAAGAAAUUGUCGCAAUGCUCGCUAUCUUGGUAUGUGGAUAGAUUUCAAUAAUGAUGGUACAUUUGAUGACAAUAUAGAACGAUUAAUUCCUAAUAAUUGGUAUCGAGAUGAUCCUCGAAUGACCCAGAAUGAUAUAAGUUUUACCAUUCCCCAAAUUGAUGGUAGAUAUAACGUCGGUGGACAACAUCGAAUGAGAAUUGUUCUGGUACAAGAUGAAAGAUAUCGUAAUCCGUGCCAAAACACUGGUUAUGGUGAAGCACGGGAUUAUACAGUACAAAUAGUACAAAAACAUGAGUACUAA
Messenger RNA from Rotaria sp. Silwood1, 3041 nucleotides. Lineage: Eukaryota; Metazoa; Rotifera; Eurotatoria; Philodinida; Philodinidae. The record is from the annotation of a GenBank genome assembly.